AUGGAUAAUAGCAGCAAUAGUGAGGUUAAGAAAGACAAAAAAAGAAAAAGAAGUAGAUCAUAAAAAAACGAAAAAAAAAAAUAAAAAAGUAAGAAAUCUAAAGAAAGAAAGUCAAAAGAAAGAAAAAAGCUAGAGAAAAAAUCAGAUAAGAAGUAAAUAAAAGAAAAAGAAGUGAAAAUUGAGAUCUAAAAAAAGGUUGAAGAGAGUGAAACAAAAGAAGUAUAAAAAUUAUAAUAGAUUUUAGUAACGAACUACAAGAUUAAAAUAAGAGAGAAGAAAAAGAUCUAGAUCUAAUUCAGCUGUUAAGCAUUAUUAAAAAUAAAUUAUAGCUAACAAUCCAGUUUCUAAAUCUAGUAAUUAUUUAUUUAAAAUUCAAUUAUAGAUGCCUUAGGUUAUGAUAAAUAAGAUCGAUUUUGGGAUGGUUUCACUUGGGUACCUAAAACAAAUUUACAUGACAAAGUUAGAGAAGAUAAGGAUAAGGUAAUGUCAUUGACUAGUAGAAUGAGAAGAAUUUAAAUUUGUAAUAUCCCUACAGGCUUAACUAAUCGAGAUCUUUAUGCUGAAUUAAGUAGAUUUAUGAAUAGAAAUUAUCUAAAUGAUGUUGGAAAUGCUAAGCCAAUAUUAUAUUGUCAUUUGAAUGAGAAAGAUAGAACAUGCACAAUAGAAUUAUCAUCUGUUGAAGAAGCUAAUAGGAUGUUAAAAUUAGAGGAUAUUAAGUUAUUAGAAGAAUCUUGUAAGAUCUUUCGUCUUGGUGAUAGCUUAUAUGGUAUAAAAUCAUAUUAUAAUUUAGGUCAAUCUGUGAAUCAAUCAUAAUUAGUCUAGUAAGCUCAUAAUAUGGCCUAAGCAUAAGCUGCUGCUUAUCUAGCAUUAAAAUCACUUGGAUAUGCCAGAGGAUAGAGGGAAGAAGAUGAAAUUCUGGCUUAGACAGGUAUCCCAUCCAGGAUUAUAAAGGUUGGAAAUUUCUUAAAUGUUGCUAUGGCAAUAAAUUUAAAUAGAAAUGAAUGGAAUGAAAUGAGAGAGGAUUUACUAGAAGGAUUUUCAUAAUGCAAUUAAAUUGAAGAUGACUUUUUUGUUAAACCAUUUUAAGCUGGUUUAGGAGGUAUUUAUGUUAUUUAUAAUUUUUAGCUGAGGCAGGUUCUCUAUUUCUUGUGUAUCCAACUAUUGAGUAUGCACAACGUAUAGUAAUAUCAAUGUAUGGUAGAACUUAUAAUUAGAGGGCUCUAAAGAUAAUAUUCAUUAAUGAAUAAACUUAUAUAAGAAGUUAUAUUCCAUUAAAAUUGAAAUAGCAACCAGAAACAGAUGAAAUGAUAAAAAGAGAAUAAGAUAAAUACGAUGAUGAAGAUUUUGAAGAAGAAGAAGAAUAUUUAGAUAAGAUGGAUAAUGGAUAUAUAGUAGAAAAUAAUAAUAAUAAUACUACUAAUAAUAAUAAUAAUAAUAAUAAUAAUAAUAAUAAUAAUAAUAAUAAUAAUAAUAAUAAUAAAAGUUGA
Messenger RNA from Paramecium primaurelia, 1487 nucleotides. NCBI's taxonomy places the organism in Eukaryota, Ciliophora, Oligohymenophorea, Peniculida, Parameciidae. The record is from the annotation of a GenBank genome assembly.